AUGGAGGCUGUUGCUAAAUAUGACUUCACCGCCUCUAAGAAGGAUGAGCUCAGCUUCAAGAAAACGAAGGUACUGAAGGUGUUGAAUAAAGAAGACGAUCCGAAUUGGUUCCUUGUGGAGAGCGAGGGAGAAAAAGGACUCGUCCCCGCAACUUACCUCGAGAUGAAGAACCAUGACUGGUACUACGGUCGUUUGAGGCGUCUCGAUGCAGAAAAACUGCUCGGCGGAAAGCACCUCGGCGCUUUCCUGAUUCGCCUCAGUGAGACUCAACCGGAAGAGUUCUCUCUUUCAGUCAAGUGCGAAGACAAAGUGAGACACUUCAAAGUUCUGAGAGGCGCUCCGGGAAUGUUCAACAUCUGGGAUAUCAAGUUCCCCUCUCUGAACGAGCUGAUAGACUAUCACCGAAGAAAUGAAGCAGAGCGGAUGGUCAAGCUGAAGGACAUGCAUCCCGAUGACAGGCUGCUCCGCGCGAAAUUCGAUUACACUCCUAAACAAGGCGACGAGCUCAAAUUCCGCGCCGGGGAUAUCAUCCUAGCUGUGGAUCGUAGCGAUUCCGAUUGGUGGGAGGGUGAAAUCGGGCAUGCAAAAGGGAAGUUUCCGGCGAGGUACCUCUCUCCAUAUCGAGAGCAACCGUCUACAUACAAUUCCGAAUUGGCUGGGAUCGCUUCAAAGGCACCGUUGUGA
Galendromus occidentalis (western predatory mite) is the source of this 684-nucleotide messenger RNA. RefSeq names its product protein enhancer of sevenless 2B-like. Bases 1 to 684 code for a protein of 227 amino acids. Lineage: Eukaryota; Metazoa; Arthropoda; Arachnida; Mesostigmata; Phytoseiidae. The record is from RefSeq and is a predicted model, not a curated record. Gene Ontology annotation, molecular function: protein binding. The transcript has 2 exons.